This is a messenger RNA of Schistosoma rodhaini, 2552 nucleotides long. NCBI's taxonomy places the organism in Eukaryota, Metazoa, Platyhelminthes, Trematoda, Strigeidida, Schistosomatidae. The record is from the annotation of a GenBank genome assembly.
AUGGUUCUUUCCACUGGAUGGGAUCUCGUUCCAUACUCCAACCUUUUAGAAGUCCAGAGAGAGGUGUUUGAAUAUUUUACAGACUUGAGAAGUAUUGCAAAACCAUCCCGUCCGGAUUUUGAAUCUGAUGUUUGUAUGCCUGAUAUUGAUCUCAUAUGUACAUGUUUUAUCAAACCAGAAUAUAGUAUCACAGCCACUGAUGUUAAACUUUUUAAAGAGCUAUUAAAAAUAAGCUCAGUAGAUGGUAAUAAAUCUAGUCACUCAAAGAAAAGAGAAAUGAAUAGACUUCAAAAAUUGCAUUCACUUAUUUUGCAGGCUCAAAUUUCAGUUCAAAGACAGUUGGAGUUAGCCAAUCCUUGUUCACACAAUGGUUUACCAUUAACAAAUGAAAAACAACUGAUGGAAUUACAAGGAAAAGAACAGACUUUUUAUAUAAAUACACUACCUAGCUCUUACAAAUUGAGUGGCACUACUAAAAGUGUUACAAACUUCAGUACAGUAACAUUUACGUUUAUUGAGUUUCUUCAACGAAAUUACUUUAUUUAUAAGGUACCUUCAAUUGAAAUGUUCUCUGUGAAUAAACAAAUCGAUGCGACUUAUUAUUUUGAAAAGAUGCUACCAUUUCCUACUUCAGUGUACAAACAAAUUCAUCAUUCAGUUGAAUAUUUGGUGUUGUUAACUGAGAAUGUACUGAAUUGUUUAUUUCUUUUGAAAGCACUUGUCGGUGUUUAUGUACCAUUUGAUGUGACUGUCAAAAAUACAGAUGCAUCUUUCAGUCGAAAGACUAUCCAGUUUGGAAAUAUCAUAUUAACAAGUCCAUUUCCUCCAAGAGUUCGCGCUCGUUUGUUUUAUGAAUCUUUAGUAAAACAACUAUGUUUUGAACACAACUCGGGUGAUCAAGAGCGGUUAAAGUGUGCUCUCACUACAAAUAAAGUUAUGGAAAAGAUUAAUAUAUCUAGUCCACGUACUCUUCGAUCAUGCACUAAAGCUCAGGAAUAUGGUUUAUCCGUCAAUAAAUUGGAUCACACAGAGGCGUUAAGUGAUACUGAUGAUGAAUUAAGAAUUGAUUUGGAUGAACGGGACAGUAAUGAUCAUAGUUAUAAACAGUCUAGUUCAUCAAUUUGCAAUCCUGGAAAUGUAGCUAACUUUUGUACAGUUGUUGAAAGAUCUACUAAUAAACAACAAGAAAAUACAAAUAGCCUUUCUGUUAUCAACUUCUCUAGUACACCAGAUUCACCUGCUGAUGAGACACCUAAAAGUCCAUGUUUUAAUCAAAUUAUAGAAUCAAAGUCUAUCGUUCAUUCUCCUAGUCCACGCAUAAUUCCUCUUGAGCCUAUUAAAAUUAUGUGUGAACUAUCUCAAGAUUCAUCAUCAUUGGAAACAAUAUGUCUUUCAAAACGAUUAACGUUCAACUCUCCUACAUCAAACAAAAUGAAUAAAACCGAAGUUAAUCAAGAAUCAAAUAAAAACUCAGUUAGGGCGUACUCAUAUUCUUCUUUGAAAUUAGGAAAUAAAAAUUUGUUAGUUCAAUUCUGCGAUACAAUAUGGUCGAACAAUGAAAGUUGUCAAGCUUGCAAAACAUCACCUUCUGAUGGGCAAUGUCCACUUUGGCCUUCAUGUAACACGCGGAAUCAGACAAACAGCAUAAUUAAUGAUGAGUCUAAAAAAAGUAAUUUAAAGCCUAUUUGUGUUCAAAUCAAACCGGAGUAUUUAGGUGAUUGGGGCUGUGAAAUGCUUGAAAACCAAGAAUUGGAACUUUCUUGGUUAGGUUCAUUUAUAAGGAAUAACUCAGAUAUUUUAAGAAUUCGUUUAUAUCCAAACUCUGGAAAGAUUAUCUUGAUAGAAUAUCAAUCUAUGGAAGAAAUGUUAAAGACAUAUCCUCAUUUUAAACCACAAGAUAAUGUAAACAGAUUAUCUGGAUUACUGGAUCAACUUUUCAAUUUAGAACCUGGAUCCUAUUUACUAACACAAACCAAGAUUGCAUCCGAUAAUUCGUUUGAUAUUUACCAAUCUGUCAGUGAUAAUCAAUCAUUUGAUAAAGAUGCUCAUCAAAUUAAUUUAAAUCAAAUUUCCAGUCAGUUUUCAACAUCUUCAGAGAGAAUACUAAAUUUAUUAUCACUUGAAGAUGAUAAAUUCAAUGGAUCCACUAUUCCAGAAGAAAUAGCUAGUACACUUUAUUUAGUACGUCGUUUAAGAUUGGAUUUGGAUAUUCCUGCUGGUUUUGAAAUAAUCCACAAUUCACAAAAUGAUAAAUCUGAGAGAAAUUUAAAAUUGCCUGGAUUAAAUCGUAUAGAUUGUAUGGAAAACUGUAGUAAACAGAUUAGUAGUAGCAGUAAAUUAAUAAAAGAAAAGACAUCUAACAAAAGCAGUAAAAGUCGUGUUAUGAAAGUAAUAACAUCGAAGAAAAAGAAGACGACGACAUCAAUGGCGAAAAAUAGUAAUAAAGGAAGACAACCACCUACGGGUAGUAAAAAUACAAAUGAUAAACAUCGCCGUGAAAGACAAAGAACUAAUUAGUUGAUUUGUUUAUAAAUUAUUUAUUUAUGGUCUGG